CGACAAAAAACAUCAUCAACCAUCAUCACCGCACCUAUCUCGACCACCGACAACUUGUCUGCGACCGCCUCUCAGCCGAGCAAUACAUCGACGAUUGCCGCCGGGCUAGCUGAGCGACGAUCGACUGACGAGUUUACCACCCCUCCUCACCGUCGCAACCGCUCCAUCUUGGCCCCUCCCCCCCGGGAGCUCGGCCGCAGCCUCCUCGCAUGCUUCUCCGCGAGAACCGGCCCGAAUCUAGACAGUGCACCAACCGGACAGGCCUCAUAUCCCCUACGAGCCGCGAGGUCUCUCCCUCGUCGAUACACCCGACAGCCUUUGUUCCCGCCUCCUUCUCUGCCCCCCUCUCUCUUGAUUAAUCCCCCAAGAUGGCCGACUACGACGAAGUCUACGAGGAAUACGACGACGAAGGAUUGGAUGACAACAUCACCCCUGAGGACUGCUGGGCCGUCAUCGGGUCGUAUUUCAAAUCGAAGGGCUUGGUUUCGCAACAGAUCGAUUCUUUCAACGAUUUCCAAGAGACCACCAUCCAGGAGCUGAUAGAGGAGUAUUCUCACAUCAGCGUCGAUGAGCACAGCCCUCCCUCCGUCGACGGGAGAACCGUCGCGCUUCGUCGAUAUGAGCUCAAGCUCGGACACGUCACCAUUGCUCGCCCGAUCGCCCACGAAGGCGACAACACUUCGGGCCCGUUACUCCCUUACGAAUGCCGCGACCGAAACAUGACGUACGCGAGCCCGGUGUACAUCAAGGUCGACAGCAAGGUUUCCGCCUGUGUCGAGCAGGAUGUUCCUGUCGAGGAGAUAGAUGACGAGAUGCGGGCAGAGGCCGAGGCCAGCAAGAAACGCCCGACCCGUCUCGUUUGGGAAGAGGAGGAGAAUAUUCUUGAGUCGCCCGCAACAGAUAAGGGCCGCGCUAGCGACCAAGUGUUCAUCGGCCGGCUUCCAAUAAUGGUGAAAUCCAAGGCGUGCCACUUGAGUCAGGAGAGCGAUGACGACUUGUUCCUGCUAAAUGAGUGUCCUUAUGACCAAGGUGGCUAUUUCAUCAUCAAUGGAAGCGAGAAGGUCCUCAUCGCCCAAGAACGGUCCGCUGCCAACAUCAUCCAGGUCUUCAAGAAGGCCCAACCGAGCCCGUUCUCGUACACGGCUGAAAUUCGAAGCGCCCUCGAGAAAGGUUCACGUCUCAUCUCGUCGCUUAUGCUGAAGCUAUAUACCAAGGGCGACGCUUCUCGGGGAGGAUACGGCCAGACUAUUCACACCACUCUACCUUUCGUCAAGUCCGAUUUGCCGAUCGCCAUCGUAUUUCGAGCCCUGGGCGUCGUCAGUGACGAAGAGAUCCUGAACCACAUAUGUUACGAUCGUAACGACAGCCAGAUGCUAGAGAUGUUGCGGCCUUGUAUCGAAGAGGCCUUCUGCAUUCAGGACCGCGAAGUAGCUCUAGAUUUCAUUGGGAAGCGCGGGAGGGAUUCCCACAAUGUGACGAGGGAUCGUCGUGUUCGUGCCGCGAAAGAUAUUUUGCAGAAAGAGAUGCUUCCCCAUGUAUCUCAAGGGGAAGGAUGCGAGACGAGAAAGGCCUUCUUCUUGGGCUACAUGGUUCACAAACUUCUCCAGUGCGCUCUCGGCCGACAUGAUACGGAUGAUCGAGAUCACUUCGGCAAGAAGCGUCUGGACCUCGCGGGUCCGCUGCUCGCCAAGCUAUUCCGUAAUAUUGUUCGCCGCUUAGUGCAGGAGGUCAGCGGCCACCUCAAACGGUGUAUCGAUUCGAACCGGCGUUUCCAUAUCGAGCUUGCUGCUAAGCCUUCCAUCAUCACGAACGGCCUGAAAUACUCUCUGGCUACCGGCAACUGGGGCGACCAGAAGAAGGCGAUGAGCUCGACCGCCGGUGUAUCGCAAGUCCUUAAUCGUUAUACCUUCGCGUCGACCCUGUCCCAUCUGCGGAGAACCAAUACGCCUAUAGGACGCGACGGGAAGCUCGCGAAACCUCGGCAGCUUCACAACACCCACUGGGGGUUGGUUUGCCCAGCCGAAACACCAGAGGGCCAGGCCUGCGGGCUGGUCAAGAACUUGUCUUUGAUGUGCUCCAUCAGCGUCGGCACAUCGACGGAUCCUAUCGUCGACUACAUGAUCACCCGAAAUAUGGAGGUUCUGGAGGAGUACGAGCCCAUGCGAUACCCCAACGCUACCAAGAUCUUCCUCAACGGCUCUUGGAUCGGCGUACACCAAGAUCCGAAGGCCUUGGUUAGAGACGUCCAGAACUUGCGCCGGGCCAAUCAGAUCCCGGCCGAGGUGUCCCUAAUUCGCGAUAUUCGCGAUCGCGAGUUCAAGAUCUUUUCGGACGCCGGUCGGGUCAUGCGUCCCCUGUUCGUCGUCGAGCAGGAGGGCGAGAGGAAGGGGUCUUUGAUUCUUACCAAGGACAUGAUCCACAGGCUAGAGGCGGACGUGGACCUAUCUCCAGAUAGCGAUGACUAUUUCGGCUGGCAGGGUCUGGUCAACGAGGGUGUCAUCGAAUUCCUAGACGCCGAGGAGGAAGAGACGGCCAUGAUUUGCAUGACGCCCGAGGAUCUGGAAGCCUACCGUCAAGCCAAAGCCGGUUACGCGCCGGUCGAGGACGACAGCGAGGAGAUUAACCGGCGUCUCAAGACCAAGAUGAACCCUACCACACACAUGUACACACACUGCGAGAUUCAUCCGAGCAUGUUGCUAGGUAUCUGUGCUAGCAUUAUCCCGUUCCCCGACCACAACCAGUCUCCUAGGAACACGUACCAAUCGGCCAUGGGCAAACAGGCCAUGGGCUUUUUUCUUACUAAUUACAACCGCCGUAUGGACACUAUGGCAAACAUCUUGUAUUAUCCUCAGAAGCCCCUGGGCACGACCCGCUCGAUGGAGUUCUUGAAAUUCCGAGAGCUUCCCGCCGGCCAGAACGCCAUCGUCGCCAUCGCCUGUUACUCCGGAUAUAACCAGGAAGAUUCCGUCAUCAUGAACCAGAGCAGUAUCGACCGAGGUCUCUUCCGCAGUCUGUUCUUCCGAUCCUACAGCGACUGCGAGAAGCGAGUCGGCAUCAACACAGUGGAGACGUUUGAGAAGCCAUUCCGAGCGGACACACUUCGACUCAAGCAGGGUACUUACGACAAGCUCGACGACGACGGCAUCAUCGCCCCCGGCAUCCGCGUGUCCGGAGAGGAUAUCAUUAUCGGAAAGACGUCGCCCAUCAACCCCGACAACGAGGAGAUGGGCCAGCGCACCAAGGUGCACGUCAAGCGCGACGCGUCGACGCCCCUGCGCAGCACGGAAAGCGGCAUCGUCGACAGCGUCAUAGUAACGACGAACCAAGACGGCCUCCGCUACGUCAAGGUGCGAGUGCGGACCACCAAGAUCCCGCAAAUCGGAGACAAAUUCGCCUCUCGACACGGGCAAAAGGGCACGAUCGGCGUCACGUACCGCCAGGAAGACAUGCCGUUCACGCGAGAGGGCAUCGUCCCCGACCUGAUCAUCAACCCGCACGCCAUCCCGUCGCGCAUGACCAUUGCUCACUUGAUCGAGUGUCUCCUUAGUAAGGUUUCGACGCUCAAGGGUAUGGAGGGCGACGCGACUCCCUUCACCGCCGUCACCGUCGACUCGGUGUCGAGCCUGCUCCGCGAGCACGGCUACCAGUCGCGCGGCUUCGAGAUCAUGUACCACGGCCACACGGGGCGCAAGCUCCGCGCGCAGGUGUUCUUCGGGCCCACGUACUACCAGCGCCUGAGGCACAUGGUGGACGACAAGAUCCACGCGCGCGCGCGCGGCCCGGUGCAGAUCAUGACGCGGCAGCCGGUCGAGGGCCGAGCGCGCGACGGUGGUCUCCGUUUCGGAGAGAUGGAACGCGACUGCAUGAUUGCUCACGGCGCCGCCGCGUUCCUCAAGGAGCGCCUGUUCGAGGUCUCGGACGCGUUCCGCGUGCACGUCUGCGAGAUUUGCGGCCUCAUGACCCCGAUCGCUGUCCUUAGUAAGCAGUCGUUCGAGUGCCGGCCGUGCAAGAACAAGACGCGGAUCGCGCAGAUCCACAUCCCGUACGCGGCGAAGCUCCUGUUCCAGGAGCUCCAGGCGAUGAACAUCGCGACCCGCAUGUUCACGGACCGCUCCGGCGUGUCGAUCCGCUAGAAGGGUUUCUUCUGUCUUACGGGCCCGGACCCCCUCCUCGAGGAGUGGUAUUAUUGGGUUUUUUUUUUUCCCCAGGGCGGUGCGGUUGGAAUAAUCGAUGCUGGAGGUGGCUGGGUGGGUGCCCCCCGGGGGAAGAGGCGGUAAGGGCGAGAAAACCCCCCCCUCUCCUCCCCGUCUACGUACAAAAUGAAUGCAUAGGGUAGGCGUUUUUUCAUGUGUGUCUCGGUUUGGUUCCUAUUACAUUACACCUAUCACGACUGGUCGCAUCCCCCCCCCCCCCCCGGCCGUCCUCUUGACGCGAACCGGCGGACGAAGAAAGAGGAGCAGCAGCAGAGAAGAGCUCUCCAGAAGCAGAAAUAGAGAGAGGCUAGAUAGUCUACAUAUUGGGUGGUCUAGUCAGUGGAACGACGACGUUGUUUCCUAACCGCGGCGUUUCUU
Durotheca rogersii is the source of this 4571-nucleotide messenger RNA. Its product is annotated as DNA-directed RNA polymerase II subunit RPB2. Bases 369 to 4133 code for a protein of 1254 amino acids. NCBI's taxonomy places the organism in Eukaryota, Fungi, Ascomycota, Sordariomycetes, Xylariales, Xylariaceae. Gene Ontology annotation, cellular component: RNA polymerase II, core complex. Gene Ontology annotation, biological process: DNA-templated transcription. Gene Ontology annotation, molecular function: DNA-directed RNA polymerase activity; ribonucleoside binding; DNA binding. The transcript is spliced from 4 exons. The record is from RefSeq and is a predicted model, not a curated record.